AUGAAGUCCGCAAUAGCCACUCAAGUCAGUGAGACUAACUUCAACCCGAAACAUGCUGUCUCUUGGCUUGAAGAACAGCCUGACGAGCUACAACUAUGGCAAGUUAUGUUCGAGGAGCUUAUUAUAUGUGCCGCAAAGCCAAGGCAGUAUUCCGGGAACGCUUGCGUGAAACUUCACGGCUUUGUUGAGCAAUGUUCAAAGUCUUCUAAAUCCACACUGCAAAAUUUUGCAUUUGCGGAGGGUACUGCCAUGAGACUUUUCGACUUCUUUAUGGAAUGGAAUGAAAAAGAUUCCCACCGAUCUAUGAGGCUCAUCCUGGAUUAUCUUGCAUAUCUAAUAUCCAACAAUCCUAGACCAGAUGUUGGUGCUUCCGUCAAGGCAACUAUACUGAAUGCCACCGUAUCCACAAUCACACAACAAUCAUCUCGGCCAUCAGUAAAAUCUGCCAUGGUCGUCUUAGACUGCUUCAUUCAGAAAAAAAUAGUAUAUUUAUGCAGCAUCUUAGAGCUUUAUAACGAGAUCCACGGUCUACCUCUAAAUGAAGAUGUCUGGGGUGCUUUCGUCGCCGGCAUCUUCGCUUGGAUGGAACUACAUUAUCUGGGUCAUGUAGUUGGAAGCCUUCUCGUUACAAUCUUCACUAGCUCUUGGUAUGAGGAUAAAGAUGUCAGGCAUGAACCUAGCACAUGGCAUAGGUUCAUAUAUAGGGGGUUGCAGAUGAACCUCGAUUAUCUCGAGCCAAUUAAAUUUUACAUUUUUGUUCAGUUAUUCAAUAUUAAUCGAGCAGGCUCUCUAGUGUACCUUCGCCAUUUAUCGUCGCUCCAAAGACUUACUAGCAAGGACAGUAAUGGUUGGGACCUCAAUUCAAUGCUUUGGCUUGCCAUGCUCGAAGCAGGAAAGAAGGCUGGGGUAGUGGAUGAACCAGGUCGUGAACCAGAACAAGGUUCUCAAUCAGGUUUCCAGCUUCGAGCAGACGUGCUCGAAAGCGUUCUAUGCCACGACUCUCAAGAAGCACGUACAUCCGCUGUCUCACUUCUCAUAGCAUCUCCAUCCACAACAAAACCAUACACAACAGAAGCCAUCGAGCUACUCAAGCAGUAUUUGCCGUCGUUUUAUGAAGAUUCUGAUCCAAAAAUGCGUUAUGAUGUUCUUGGACAUUCGAGAAAUAUGAUCAAACGUAUUCAAAAUACCAUCGAGUCGUUACGGCGAGAAGCUGACCGCAUUUCUAAGAAGAUUAAUAAGGCGAAAUUGAACAAACACGGUUCUAGAUUGCCUACAGAAGAGGAUAAGGAUAGUCAAUUAGAGAGACAUCAAAAUGACACAGUAGCAAAGCUAAACGCCGUAUUGCGCCAACACGAGGACUUUGCUUCCUGGUAUGUAGGAUUUCUUAAGAACGAGCUUGCUCCUACUACAUCCUAUCAGCGACAUAUAACAGCAUUGAAGGCCAUGGUAUUUAUCGUCAAGCCGGCUCCAUCCCAUGGGAGUGUUAUACUCAAUUCUUAUGAGUUGAGUACUUUGCUCAUUGAUGUAACGUGGUUUCGCUCUAUCCUGGAUCUUAUUAUGGACCCAUUUGAUGAUGUGCGAGAGACUGCUGCCUCCUUAGUGAUGGCGCUCUCGCCCGAAAUUGGGCACCAGGGGCUACAAAAACAGAUAAAAGAACUAGGCAAAACAACUAUCGAGGAGUUGCGGAGCUUUUGCAACAAGGCUGAUGAGCUUGCUCGGCGAACCGCCCGCGCUGACCACUCUGAUGGUGCUGCUCGCUCAUUUGAGCUUCUAUGCCGCUGGAGUAUAAAAUCAGAGGAACGAAUGCAAAUUCCAUUUACAAUUUUGUCAAGCCUCGAAGCUAAACUCUCUGCCGCCGAACAAGACCUCGCCAAUGCGGUGUUACACGCGCCAGUACACGGUGGUUUCGCAUCCCUGAGGUAUAUAUGGAACUCAUUCUCAACUAUGAAAUUCUCCAGGGAAGAUAUCGAGGCCUUAGCUAAAAUACAGGACCGUGCCAUUGCAUGCUGUCAGAGAAUAUGGAGGGCUGUGCGACAUGUUCUUUGCGAUGACUCUCCGGAAGGCCAUCUACCGGAAGAGCUCGAGGAGGUUGAGGGACUCGACACUAAGGACUUGCUUAGUUACAGCUUCCGGGCAAUCCACGAGUCAAGUAAUUUGAUGCGUGCUAUUGCAAGCAACGCUAGCCAUCAGGGUCCUGGGCUUCUGGCUCCUUCAAGAGCUAACUUCGAGGCGAUUGGGAUGCUCACAUUUGAUGAACUAUCGAAUCUGCGACAUCGAGGAGCAUUCACAACAGUAUCACAGACAUUUACUAGUUGCUGCCAGCUCGUAAAAUGGUUCCCACAUCCUUCAAGUGACAAAUCCGGGCUCUUAGACCAAUGGUAUGAGGGAGCGCUGACUUGCAUUCACACGCAAGGUUCUACUACUCGAAGAUCUGCCGGUAUCCCAGCUCUUAUCGUCGGCAUACUCUCUUCUAAUGCGAACCGUCCAUCUUUUGAAGAUGUUGUUCGUAACCUGCAAGAUAUCGGCCGUCGACCAGCACUCGCAUCCGAGACUGAUGGAUCAAACUUACCACAAGUACACGCCUUGAACUGCAUCAAAGAUAUCUUCAAGAGCUCGUAUUUGAGCAAGAGAGCAGAGCCAAAUCUCACCGACUGCCUUGAAUUAGCGGCAAGCAGUCUUAAAUCUGAAAUAUGGGCGAUUCGAAACUGUGGUCUUCUGCUCCUGAGAAGUCUCAUCGAUUGCCUCUUCGGCACCAGCGAGAGUAAAACAUCAAUCGAAGCAGGUUGGGAUGGGCGGACCAUCAAGAUACCAUAUAGUAAAUUCAAAGCUCUCCCAGCACUCCUGGUGAACCUCCUGGAGACGGGUCAGCAAUCAAGCGGGGUCCUGAUAGGGACGCAGACGGCAGAGUCCGUUUUCCCGUCGUUGGAUAUCAUACGUCGCGCUGGGUCACCAGAGGAAUUCCGUGACAAGCUCUACGACAUCAUCGCGUGGUACUUGGGAAGCCACAUCUGGCACGUCCGAGAAAUUGCUGCCCGGACCUUGUGUUCCUUUCUUCUUAAGCCGGGAUGGCUUAAUUCCAUCCCAGACCUUCUAGCCAGUUCCGAGACCUCGAAUAAGCUACACGGGGCCCUACUAACAAUUAAGUUCUUGCUUGAGAGGCUUUCUGAGGUGAUGCCUGAGCAGCUUUCAGAUUACAACGUCAGUAAAAUGCACGGCAUACUUGUAGAAUUCGUUUCAAGAAACGAGAGUAUUAGUGCAUGCUCGGAAACAAGAGCGGUCUAUAUUGAAGUUGCCAACUUCAUAGCCGGGUUAAAGAGGACGGAAAACACACCGGAGACAGGUCUUGCCGUUGAAUCUCGGGAUAUUUUGCCCCCCUGGAUGUUCGAGCUUAACAACCAGCCCGGUAUAAAAACGGCACCGUCAGCUUUACUGGAUAUUAGGCUUGGACAAGCAGCUCUGUUACAAGCUUUGAGGCAAUCUAGCAAAAAGACAGACGAUACCUUGAGACAGCUUCUGGUGGCAGCAUUAAAGGGAGACGUUAAUGUUGCGUGUUCCAUGUUGGAAAGUAUGUCUUCUAUUGAUUCGUCGGAGUCUAUCGAAACACGAGGCAACCUCAUCGAUACAUAUAUACAAGUAUGUUUCGAUACCGACGCACCAGAACCGCGAACGAUAGCCCUAGAAAACACCGCAGCUCUCAUGGACAGCAUCCUCUGCGAUGCGUCAGAGGGGCUAAAGCAUCUUCCAGACGACGAGGCCAUAGCAAAACUCUGGGCAGAUCUCUACGGAAAGCCCAUGAAUCCAAGCUUAUCCAAUGCUAUCGUUCGCAUAAGCGGGCCGUUGUUAGCAGUUAUAGUCUUGCGAUCUGAGGAGACAGCCAAUAACUACCUAGAACCGUGGCUUAGGUAUUGGGGUGCAAUGAUAAGCGACGCCGGUAUGGCGGAUAGGACAUUUGACACUCGCAUGGCGGCCGUCGGUGCCAUGCACUCGUUUUCGACAAGUGUGGCCUUCAAAUUAACCUCGACUGAGAAGAACUCCGAUUCGGCACACCUGCCGUGGCUCAUAGCCCUCUAUGACGCCCUCAACGACGACGACGACGAAGUCCGUGCCGCUGCCGCCGCGGUAGCAACACCCCUACUAUCGAACCAGCGCCUCAUCUCCGUCGAAGCUGGACGGCGGCUGUUACUUUGGCUACUAGCGCAUUACGCAGACGUCGACGAGUUCAGAGCUCACGUCGCCUGUCGCUUGACUGGGAACCUUCCCUCUUCACCCUCAUCUUCCCACGUAGCACUAGAACAAGGCCAUGCCGGCACUAGCCCCUCGGCCGCCAAACGGCUCCUGGAAGGCUGGAUCUCAGCCGAGGCCCGACUCACAGAAGCCAUGCGCUUCGACGACUCGCUGUUCGUCGUCGAGGAGCAGAACCUGUACGUGGACGAGGUGCGGGAAGCCCGUCGGUGGAUCGACGUCUUCUCGUCUCUUCCUCGGCAGUCUUCCUCUGAAGCAACGGCAGCGCUGUCGCAAUGGUGUCUCUCCGGCUUGGAAACGCUAUUGCGCAUCGCGGCUGCAGAGAGCAGCACAGGCGGCCCGCUAGGCUGGACUUCGAAGCCUGAGGUCUUUGCUAUUUGCGCGCGGAUCCUGGUUGGUGGCACUGCGCUUGCGGCAGCUGGAGAUGAACAGAUUGGGGAUGCGGUAAGGCGUUUUAGGGACGAGGGUUGGCGGACGGAGGUAAGUGGGCUAUUGCUUGGUAUGUGUGCCGGGUUGGAUGAGUGA
Molecule: messenger RNA, 4767 nt
Organism: Daldinia decipiens
Lineage: Eukaryota; Fungi; Ascomycota; Sordariomycetes; Xylariales; Hypoxylaceae
Product: putative death-receptor fusion protein-domain-containing protein
Exons: 9
Coding region: 1-4767 (1588 amino acids)
Biological process (GO): tRNA methylation
Cellular component (GO): cytosol
Source: RefSeq, a predicted model, not a curated record